Messenger RNA from Coprinopsis cinerea okayama7#130, 378 nucleotides. RefSeq lists its product as hypothetical. The record is from RefSeq and is a predicted model, not a curated record. The transcript has a single exon. Bases 1 to 378 code for a protein of 125 amino acids. Lineage: Eukaryota; Fungi; Basidiomycota; Agaricomycetes; Agaricales; Psathyrellaceae.
AUGUCCGGUAGUUUCGAUGCGCCCACCACCGACGGUCAACGCUGCGAGCCCUUCCGCCUAGCAAGAGUAGAUAUCGAGGAACCAGGGGACUACGUCCUUUCAGCUCAGGUCUCUUCUGUCACGGAUACUGAAGAAGCCGUCUGGCUCUUCGACUAUUUGACGUACGAACCUGCGUUCUCGACGGUGGCCGACAAGCCCCAGUGGAACGUCACCGAGUUGGCCUACUGGCCAGAUAGCAACAAUGGUGACAGGAUAAAGAAGAUUCUUGUUCCAAGCUUGUCGGCUGCUGCUGGGUUCUUCGUCAUUGUUGGAAUUAUUUGUUAUGGAGUAAUUCUGUGGAAGAGGAAGGCCAAGAGAGCGGCGAGGUUACACUACUGA